CGGUGUAGCAGCGAGGCGCUAAGCGGCUGCAUGAGACGACACGGAGCAUCUUUAGGUUUUACUUUAUGACGGCAUUUGGUCAAAAGUAGGCCCGAGGCACGCUUAAAAACACGGGACGCCUCACAAAUCACUUUGCCACGAGUGGCUGAAGGUUGUGUUGCACCACAUAGUUAGCAAGAAUGGUCUUGUUUUGUGAAAAUAGAUGCCCGCCGUCCUCUGUAACGUCGUGGUAUACACCGUCAGUCUCAGGCCUCCGGCAGUGGAGGCUCGGUGGGUUGAAGUGCUUUCUUACGGUGAAGCAUGGAUAUCAUUUUAGAGCAAAAGCUAACACGGACACAGCAAAAAUGUGCCUGGAAAAGAUACUUAGAGGCUAUUUCGGGUCCUUUUAACUUUCAAAACCACUUCAGUAUUUUAAGUUACCAGCCUACGACACCUGAUAUUUCCAGGGUUGCUGACCAAAUAAUAUGAUCAAGCCCGUUAAAGGAACAACUUUGACAUUUAUAUGACCGCCUAUUAGUCAAGUGUAAAGCAGGGAGCUGCAGAUGGCUGGCUGUGUCAACUGACCAUCACACCACCAACAAAGAGAACAAUCUUAAAUGAAGAAAGAAAACUCCAGAUGUUAUAUUGCCAUGUUUCAUUAUAAAUAUUUAUGUUAUAUAAAGCAUACUACUACAUUAGCUAACUUAAAGUCUCUGUAAAGAACCUGAUAGUGUGGUUGUUGUAAGGGUUCCUACCCCUGUUCUCACUUCUACAAGCAGCAGCCUCACAGAUAGAACUACGAGUCAGCAGGAGUGCUGUCAAGACCGUUUCUCCUAAUGGAACAUAUUUAAUUAGUGCUGCCCAGCCAAUGCUCCAUCUCCUUUGUCCCAGUGCAAACAACUAUUUGUUGGUGUUUAGUUUUCUCUAAGAACAGUCCCACAAACCACUGACAGCAGCAGAGCUCUCAGCUAGAUCGGCUAUAAUCUAGAUGCCAGAGGAAGCGGACGCGAGACUCCACUGAAGAAAAGAAAGAGGAAAUAAUUAUUGUUUUUCCUCAUCAUCCUUGAAGUUGUGUGUCUUUGUUUUGGUUCAUUUGAGUGGAAUCAUGGGGGCCACAGGCUACGGCUACUAUCGUGUAGCCAUCUUCUUCUGCAUGUUCAUCGGCUACUCGCUGUACUUCUUUAACAGGAAGACCUUCUCCUUCGUCAUGCCCUCUGUGAUGGAGGAGAUUGAGCUCGACAAAGAUGAUUUGGGUCUGAUCACCAGCAGCCAGACCAUGGCCUAUGCCAUCAGUAAGUUCAUCAGCGGCGUGCUGUCAGAUCAGAUCAGCGCCCGCUGGCUUUUCUCCAUCGGCCUCUUCGUGGUGGGGGCAAUCAACGUAGCCUUCUCCUGGUCCUCCACAGUGUCCAUCUUCUCACUCCUCUGGUUCAUCAAUGGCCUGGGACAAGGCUGCGGCUGGCCCCCAUGUGGGAAGGUGCUGCGCAAGUGGUUCGAGCCCUCCCAGUUUGGAACAUGGUGGUCUGUGCUGUCCUGCAGUAUGAACCUGGCUGGGAGUCUGGGUCCAAUCCUGGUCACAGUGCUUCUGCAGUACUACGAUUGGAGGACUAUCCUGACCAUGUCAGGCACUUUCUGUGCUGCCUUCUCAUUUGUUUGUCUGGUGUUUAUAAAGAAUGAGCCCAAGGAUGUGGGCUUGCCCAACAUCGAGGCAGCAGCCAAGAAGGGGGCUAAGGGAGGAAAUAGUGAGAGCACCCUGAGUGAGUUCCUUCUGUCUCCUUUCCUGUGGGUGCUGUCUCUGGGCUACUUGGUGGUGUUUGGGGUGAAGACUGCUGCCACUGACUGGGGACAGCUGUUCCUCAUGCAGGAAAAAGGCCAAACUAUUCUCAUGGGCAGUACCUACAUGAGUGCCUUGGAAGUCGGAGGUUUUGUGGGUAGCCUGGCAUCAGGCUUCAUCACUGACAGGGCUGUAGCUCGGCAAGGCUUGAGCACCUACGGCAACCCUCGCCAUGGCCUGCUCAUUUCCAUGAUGGGCGGUAUGUAUGUGUCUAUGUACCUCUUCAGAGUCACCAUCACGCCUGAAAUCCCAGAGGAGGCUCCUCUUUGGGUCCAGGUCCUUCAUCCUGUCUCUGUCCUCACUGGUGUGUCAGAGAAAGAGAUCUGGAUCCUCUUCCUCGGUGCUAUGUUUGGAUUUUCUUCUUACGGACCAAUUGCCUUGUUUGGGGUGAUAGCCAGUGAAUGUGCUCCUUCCAAUUUUUGUGGAACCUCUCAUGCUAUUGUAGCUCUGAUGGCUAAUGUUGGGGCUUUUAUGGCCGGGCUUCCCUUCAGCACUAUUGCCAAACGACACAGCUGGAACAUGGCUUUCUGGAUAGCUGAGGUGAUAAUGGCUGUCACCACUGUUUGCUUCUUCUUAGUACGCAACAUGCGCACUAAAAUGGGACGCAUUGCCAAGAAAAUGGACUAAUGAAUCUUCCUGGAAAGAACCAACUGUCGAUGUCCUGUUAUGUGACUAGAUGGACUGUGAUCUUGCACUGUCGACAGCUCUGUAUACAGAAUACUGCACAUUAAUACAACUCAAAUUUGACCAAACAAAAACGCUGUCAAACAGACUAAACUCAGAUGUGUUUUUUACUGAUUGACUGGGUUGAUGUAAAUGCUCAGGGUGGGUGCGGGUCAUUAUACAACGUAAAUUUACAAUCAGGUACUUUUUUCAGACAUACUAUAUUGAGUUUUUUCCUCACAUUCAUCUGCACAAAGAUGGAUGAUAAUUGCAAAUCACAAGCUGUCACUUUAGUGCUUCCACUUAAUCCUGUUGAAAUAUUUAAAGUUGCUUUAUGACAGCUGUAUGCAAACAAGAAGGUGGACAUGAAAAUAUGUAAAGUUGGUUUUGUCCGGAUAAAGCGGAUGUGUGCUGUUCAUUGCACACCUUGCCUUCAGGUGAGGUCAGUUGUAUUUAACAUAUAGAAUGUGAACUGAUGGGCCUAAAUAUUCUAGAAAAGUAUUUGUCUAGGUAUUAGCACAAAUGUGGUACCAUGUGUCAUGGCCAUUUUACCAAUUCAAGUAUUUGUAAAAAUAUCAUAGGUCUUAAUGUCACUGAAAUGAAAUAACUGAAGAUCAUGUUAUUUUUAUAUGCAGUUCUCUUCUACAUGAUACAGAAUAUAAGAUGGAUGCAGACGUCUUAGGCCAUGUCAGCUUUUAUGAUCUGACAUGUUUUUACAAACUGAUUAACAUCAAACGUUUGCCACAGGUGUUUUGUCAAAGCCACUGUAGUUUUGUAUGGCAGUUACCAUACUGAAUUAUUCAUAUACCUGUGAGAUUUGCCAACUCCAAUAAUUAUGGGUCUAUGCUCUACAUCUUACUGGAAUUGUACAAUGGACCCGAAAGGGUUAAGGACAUCUAAUAAAUGUGCAGAUUCA
Molecule: messenger RNA, 3389 nt
Organism: Scatophagus argus
Lineage: Eukaryota; Metazoa; Chordata; Actinopteri; Scatophagidae
Gene: slc37a4b
Product: solute carrier family 37 member 4b
Exons: 10
Coding region: 1085-2437 (450 amino acids)
Biological process (GO): glucose-6-phosphate transport; phosphate ion transmembrane transport
Cellular component (GO): endoplasmic reticulum membrane
Molecular function (GO): glucose 6-phosphate:phosphate antiporter activity
Source: RefSeq, a predicted model, not a curated record